AUGAACAACACAUUAUACAAAAAUUUACACUUAGCUAAGGAAGAAUUAAAAAUAAAUAUUAAAAAUAAAACAGGUAUUUAUCAAUUAGUUAAUUUAAUUAACGGAAAAACAUAUGUAGGUAGUUCAGUUGAUUUGAAUCGAAGAUUAAAUGAAUAUUUAAAUCCUUUAUAUCUAAAUAGAAAUCUUGAAAAAGGUAAUAGUGCUAUAAUUAAUGCUCUUUUGAAAUACGGGUAUAUUAAUUUUGGUUUUAGAAUAUUAGAAUCUAUUGAAUUUGAAUCUAAUUUAUCUAAAUCUGAAAGAAAAAACAUUACUUUAACUAAAGAACAAUAUUAUAUAGAUUUAAUUAAACCUGAUUAUAAUAUAAAUUUAACAGCUGGUAGUAACUUUGGAAGAAUUUAUUCAGAAGAAGUAAAACAAAAAUGA
Postia placenta MAD-698-R-SB12 is the source of this 423-nucleotide messenger RNA. RefSeq lists its product as hypothetical. Lineage: Eukaryota; Fungi; Basidiomycota; Agaricomycetes; Polyporales; Adustoporiaceae. Gene Ontology annotation, molecular function: endonuclease activity. Bases 1 to 423 code for a protein of 140 amino acids. The record is from RefSeq and is a predicted model, not a curated record. The transcript has a single exon.